This is a messenger RNA of Kwoniella shivajii, 960 nucleotides long. RefSeq lists its product as uncharacterized. NCBI's taxonomy places the organism in Eukaryota, Fungi, Basidiomycota, Tremellomycetes, Tremellales, Cryptococcaceae. Bases 1 to 960 code for a protein of 319 amino acids. The transcript is spliced from 7 exons. The record is from RefSeq and is a predicted model, not a curated record.
AUGUCUGCGACGACGAGUAAACAGACGACUACAGUAGCAGUAGCUCAAAUACGAUCUACAGCUGAUCCAAUACAUAAUUUAGAGAUCAGUAAGAGGGUAAUCAGGAAAGCUGUUGAAGCAGGAGCGAAGGCAGUGUUCUUACCUGAAGCAUCAGAUUUCAUCAAUCAAUCAUUCGAAGAUUCAAGGAAAUUAUCAUUACCUUUAUCCAAACAUGAAUAUACGAUAGGAUUACAAAAAGUCGCCAAGGAAUUAGAGGUCACUAUAAGUGUUGGAAUUCAUGAAGGACCAGAAAAUCAAGAUGAAAGUAGAUUCUAUAAUACUCAUGUCAUUAUUGGGAAAGGAGGCGAUAUCUUGGCUAGUUAUAGAAAGCUACAUCUAUACGACGUAGAACUGACAAAACCACCUAAUGAAGAUGGAUCAAUCCCACCUCCUACAAGGACAGGUGAGAGUGAUCGUAUCUUACCUGGACAGAAGAUUGUCCCUCCUUUGGAAAUCGAAGGUUUGGGGAAAUUGGGCUUGGAAAUUUGUUAUGAUAUAAGGUUUCCAGAAUUAUCUAUGGUACUGACUCGACUCGGUGCAACGACUUUGUUAUUCCCCUCUGCGUUCAUGGUGAAAACAGGAAGAGAUCACUGGGCUACUCUAUGUCGAUCACAAGCGAUACAAUCACAAUCAUACGUCAUUGCAUCAGCUCAAUAUGGAGCACAUAAUGAUAAAAGAACAUCGUGGGGUGAAUCAGUAGCAUUUGAUCCAUGGGGCAAACAAUUAGGUAGAUUGAGAAGUGUAGAUGAUACUCUACCAGGAACAGAUCAAGCUAUCGAGAAGAUUUACGAGGAAGAAGGGGAAUUUUUCUUAUUUGAAUUAGGCGAUGAACCUCUAAAGCAAACAAGAGAUCAGAUUCCUCUGGCUGUACAAAGACGAAAGGAUAUAUAUGGUAUUGUAGGGGAAAAAUAUCAAGCUUGA